AGAGGAAAAGGAAGAGUCUUGAAUUAUGAAAUUGAUGGAGAAGGAACAGGAGCUUGAGUGGACUAAAGCACAGAGCAUUGUGAUAAGUGUAGACCUUGUGGCUGCAGCAAAGCAGCAGCUUCAGUUUCUUGCUGCUGUUGAUAGGAAUAGGCAUCUCUACAAAGGUCCGGCUCUUCAGAGGGCUAUCUAUAGGUACAAUGCCUGUUGGCUUCCAUUACUUGCCAAACAUUCAGAGUCACAGGUUUCUGAGGGACCUUUGGUUGUACCUCUUGAUUGUGAAUGGAUCUGGCACUGUCACAGGCUCAAUCCGGUUCGAUACAAGACUGACUGCGAGGAACUUUAUGGAAAGAUUCUUGACAACUCGAAUGUUGUUUCCUCUGUUCAAGGUUUCUGCAAAAGUAAAACUGGAGAACUCUGGAAUAGUCUGUAUCCAGAAGAACACUACAACUUCAACUUACAAAAGGCAUUGUCUGAGGAUAUAUCUGAAAGGAUUUCCCAACUUGACAAAUGCACCAAAUAUGAUCUAGUUUCAGCUAUUAAAAGACAAUGUCCUUUCUUCUACCAGGUAUCUGCACCCCAUAUGAACCAUGAUCUGUUUCUUGAAGGAGCUGUUUCUAGAUAUAAAGGGUUUCUCCAUUUAAUCAAGAGCAAUAAUGAGAAGUCUUUAAGGCGUUUCUGCGUUCCAACAUAUGAUAUCGAUCUUAUCUGGCACACUCACCAAUUGCAUCCUGUAUCGUAUUGUAAAGAUCUGCAUGAACUACUUGGAAAGGUUUUGGAACAUGACGAUAUGGAUUCAGACAGAACUAAAGGGAAGAAGCUAGAUACUGGGUUUUCUGGAACGACCAAGCAAUGGGAAGAGGCAUUUGGUACCAGUUAUUGGAGAGCAGGAGCCAUGUAUAGAGGCAGUGCUCCCUCUCCUGUCACAACCACUCCUUAUCAAUCUAACAUCAUUAGCAAGGAUGCAAUUGCAUCUCCUGAUCAUCAAAAAGUGAUUGAGCUACCAGAGGUGAAAGCUGUGGAGGUCCUUUUGGAGUUUCUUGAAGUUAGGAACUUACCAGAAGGACACAAAGGGAUUAUCUUUGCCUCAUUCAGUAAGACCACACAAGAUAUAUUUUCCAACACUAAGCGGAGACUCGGCAUUUUUUCCGAGUAUGGAGAGAAACAGGUUGCUUCUUUCCAGUGUGAACCUACUGGAGAGCUGCUUUUUGAACUCAUGUCCCAUUCACCUUCCCAUAUACCAAUGAAAUGGACAUAUAAAACAUUAGGUUCUGCUUCAUUCUCUCUUCAAGACUUUCUGCUCCCACCCUCUAAAUUAUAUGUAGAAAAAUGCUUGGAGAUGGUUCCGAGCUCUGAAGUUGGGAAUUUAAAACCAAUCUACCUGCAGUUUGCUAUGUCUUUUACUAUUCCAACCAUAGCACAACACACACUUCACCUUGUUCGUUCUCGACCUUUUUCAAAAAGUUCUUGCUUUCUCCCCUUUGCUGGGAAGAAUCAAAAUGCCAAGAGUUGGACACAAGUGGUUGAUGAAACUGGGACAGAGGUCCUUCGCCUGCAAAUGAGGGUUGCGGAAAUGGAAAAGGGAACCAGCGUUCCCAGAAAAGAGGUGGUUGGAAUUACCAAGUCUGGAAAAGUAUGUACUCUUGCUGAAUGUGUGGGUACUAGUUGGUCUUUGAUAGAUACCAACUGGUCCCUUCAUCGCGAGAAAAAUUCGGAGGGACACCUCUUUUUGCUAAAGGGAAAAAAGAUGGUCAAAUUCUUCCCGGGCAGGAAGCUGGAUUAUGAACCUAAGCAUUCUGCAACACAUACAACUGAAGAUAAAACUGAACAACACUUCAUGACCUUGGUUGAAUUCUCUGCUGAAGAUCCUUAUGGCAAAGCAGUGGCAUUGCUUGACCUAAAAGCUGGAUGCGUCAAGAUAAAGGAAGAAUCAGUAACAGUUCCUGGGAUCAUAUUGGCUUUUAUACUGUCAAAUAAGCUAAAAAAGGAAAGUUAUGAUGGAUUUGCUGUUAAUGCUGCGGAGAUGGGUAGUUUAGAGGAAGAAAUUCAUGAGAACCCUGAGGAAGGCAAAGGAAACAAACUGAGCUCUUCCGAACCAAAAGAAGUUAAGCUUACAUCCGAGGUGAUUGAAGGAAAUGUGGUUACGUCUCAAAAAGGUGGAGGCUGUAGUGGAGCAUGUGGCAGUGGGUGUGGAAAUGCAACAAGGAGUGCUGGCUCUGGUGGUGGGGGAUGUGGAAACAUGGAGAAGAGUAGCGGAUGCGGCAGCGGCUGUGGCGGAGGAUGUGGAAGCUUGGUGAAGAGUGGCGGUUGUGGAGGGUGUGGUGCUGGCUGCGGAGGUGGAGGUGGGUGUGGAAACAUACUGAAGAGCAGUGGCUGUGGUGGGUGUGGCAGUGGCUGUGGAAACAUGCUGAAGAGUGGUGGCUGUGGUGGUAGCGGAGGUUGUGGUUUGGGGUGCGGAAGCUUAUUCAAGGGUAAUGGUUAUCAUGGAAACACAUCUGGUAACCUAUGUGCAGAAGACAACCCUAAGGCAGUAGUUGUGAUAUCUGUGGAUAAUGCAUCACAAUAAGUUUCCUUGUGAGUUAGGAUUGAAUUGAACAUUCAAACCUCGAAGAGCUCUGUAUAAAUUUAUGUGCGCCCGCCCAGUUUGGUGAUGUAAAUCUAAAGUUUAUGGUAUUGCUUUUUCCAUUUUUGGUCAUUGGGACUCAUCGGAACAAUCAGAGAACUAUAAAAGUGAUCACUGUCCUCAUUGUAAAAAUUCAAUCGUCCCUCCGGCGGAUUAAAAUCCGAAGGCGAGAAUUGUUAGGUUGCAUAGUGUUUGUAUUGUGUCUCAUUAGUUUAUGCUACUGCGGAAUAUAUAGACAACCUCAAGAUGAGUGAUCAGAUCUUGAAUGCACAGUUGACAUGGCACAUUCUUCAGAAGUAGGUAAAUUCAUAUCCUGCACAGUAAAAUCGACAAGAUAAUGUGUGCGCCAUGUUAAGAGAUGCAUGAGAGAGAGAGAGAGGAGCAAUGUCUCUACGCCCUAAUUCGAAGACCGAGUCGCAGAAGAAGUCGAUGUAGUCUGUAGUGAACGCCGACGACGCGCGGCGGAGGAGGAGGUGAACUUGGUCGUGGUUAGGAAGAACAAUCGGGUUUCUCGAUUUCUCGUGUUUAGUUUUGCGAAUUGAAUUCUAGGUAUUUUGAAUGCAGGUGAUUGGGUUUAGGGUUUUGUUGACUUGAAAUUGAGGUGUGAUUUUGGAUUUACAAAUUGGGUUCUCACUCACCGCCUUGUUUUGGAGUCAACAUCUAUGCAUACUUGUUUUCUGUAAACUUUGCAGGUAUCAGGAACGAAAGAUUGCUCUCUGCUUUCCCGUUGCAAAGAGAAUAGGUAAUUUCAUGGUGGCGGACUGAUACAAUGAGAUUUGCCUUGUUUUCCGUUGUUCUGCUUGUGGUGUUGGUUUACUGAGAGGAUGAGUCAGGAGAUAGAAAUGAGGAGAAGAAGCUUGCAUUUUCUAGCCAUGCUUCUUUGGUUUCCAGCGAACUGCGACUCCAAUUCAGGUUCACAGUUGGUGGUAGUGACUUUGAUGUUUUUGCUCAAUCUAAAAUCAUUAAAGGCUGCAUAGAUGAUUUUAGUUGCUACUGAUGCUUAAUUGAAUUGAUUGGGAACCAAAGUUAGAUCUUUUUGGGGCACAGCUCAGCUAUCUAUGCAUCCUCGCUACAUACAUGAUGGUGUCACUAGAUCGAGUUGUUAUUGAACAUGGUGCAGUUCCACUGUUUGUGCACCUUCUAAGCUUCAGCAGUGAUGAUGUCAGAGAGCAGGUUCCGACUACCUCUUACAUUUUUUUUUUUCUACUUGAUAGAGCAGUAAUAAGCGAAUUUGGCCAGCAUAUGCCUCUCUAUGUCCUUAUUAUCACCAGUUGUCCCAAUAGCACCUCUUAUAGAGCUCGGUUGAUCUAUUGUUCAUGAGAGAAUGUAAUAGAGGUUUUGGGAUAUGUUUUUGUUUUCAGACAAGAAGUUCUGGGUUAUGUUGAUGUAUUCUUGAAUAUUUGAGUUCAAUAUAUUUUUUGAUUCAAUAA
Argentina anserina (silverweed cinquefoil) is the source of this 4050-nucleotide messenger RNA. Its product is annotated as glycine-rich domain-containing protein 1. The transcript has 12 exons. Lineage: Eukaryota; Viridiplantae; Streptophyta; Magnoliopsida; Rosales; Rosaceae. The record is from RefSeq and is a predicted model, not a curated record. The coding region runs from base 26 to 2563 and encodes 845 amino acids.